Molecule: messenger RNA, 1717 nt
Organism: Heterobasidion irregulare TC 32-1
Lineage: Eukaryota; Fungi; Basidiomycota; Agaricomycetes; Russulales; Bondarzewiaceae
Exons: 5
Coding region: 15-1631 (538 amino acids)
Biological process (GO): protein folding in endoplasmic reticulum
Cellular component (GO): endoplasmic reticulum
Molecular function (GO): misfolded protein binding; protein-folding chaperone binding
Source: RefSeq, a predicted model, not a curated record
UACGCUUUUCCAUAAUGCACACACCGGUGGUGCUUUGCGGUCUUUUUCUUUUUUCUUUUUCUGUUCUUUCACUAGCGGAUUCAAAUGCGGGUGGUGCGCUUUACCCUGCGGGGCUAAUGCCCUUGAUAAAUCGCGCAGAUGCCUUACUUUCUUCGGGACAAUUCAAUGAUGCUGCUAGAGCGUACAGCGAUGCUAUCGAUCAAUCACCAGCGGACUAUUCUCUAUACUAUAAACGUGCAACGGCCUACUUCUCCCUGAACCGAUACUCCAACGCUCUCGCGGACUUUGACCAGGUUCUAUCACUCACUUCCGAAACAUUCGAUAAAGCCUACUUCAUGAAAGCGAAAAUAUUCGCCAAGGAGGGACGCUGGUCUGAUGCUCGGGACGCUCUCAAGCGCUACCAGGCCAAGAACAAAUCAGACAAGACUGCAAUGGAGCUUCUUUUGGAUGUCUCAGACGGAGAAAUGGCUGCGAAGAAGGUCUUGAACGCACAGAGGGCAAAGCUUUGGACUGCUUGUGAAGAAUCUGCAAGUCAGGCUCUCAAGACUGCGCCACACGCGGUUAACAUUCGGCAGCAAAGGGCUUACUGUGCGCUGGCCGCUGGAGAUUUUGAGCAGGCAGUAGGAGAUCUCAGCCGGCUAUCUCAAAUCACCCAACCGUCAACCGCAGCCUUCAUGCGCGUCUUCCGCCUUUCCUAUUUCUAUAUGCCCGCGUCCUCUACGCCUAUGUCUACGCUCAAACAAUGUCUUUACUAUGACCCCGACUCUAAGCCUUGUGCGAGCGCACAUCGGCAGGUCAAGUCUUUGGACAAGUCAUUUACAAAGCUUGACAAGCUCAUGGCUUCCGAAAACUGGAAAGGCAUCGUCGACUUCCUCUUAGGGUCUGCCUCGAAAGAUGCCUCCCCAACCUCUCCAGGCGACGGAUUCCUUGCGACUUUCGACGACGCCCUCAACUCCAAUGUUGCACCAGCCAUGCUCGAACUCCCUUCAAAUAUCCCCAUCUCUCCACCUCGUCGUGCAAGUCCACGCCGUCAGGAGAUCAUGCGGGCUCUGUGUCGAUCGUACCUUCAACUCAGUCAGGCUCGUGCUGGGGAGCGGUGGUGCGACGAAUUGCUCGGAAUGACUGAUAUGGAGCGUGAUAUUGACGGCUUGCUCGGUAAGGGUGAGGCGUUGCUAGCACGUGAGGAGUGGGAGGAGGCAGUCCGUAUAUUUGAACGUGCAUGGGAUGCAAGUGGCGGAGGCAACCGUGAGAUUCACGCACGGCUGCAGAAAGCCCAGCGUCUGUUGAAACAAUCUCGGCAGAAAGACUACUACAAAGUUCUGGGUGUGGCGCGCGAUGCUGACGAUAAGACGAUUAAAAAGGCUUACCGGGCUACAACAAAGAAGGCACAUCCAGACAAGGGCGGCAGCGAAGCGAAGAUGGCAGCAGUCAACGAGGCGUAUGAGGUUCUGUCGAAUCCAGAAUUGCGACAGCGCUUCGACAACGGAGAGGACCCCAAUGAUCCUGCAGGCGGCCAACAGGGAGGAAACCCAUUCGGUGGCGCGCACUUCCCGGGCGGCAAUCCAUUCCAGUUCUUCCAGCAUUCGGGCAGUGGCUUCCAGUUCCAUUUCCAGAAUGGACGUGGACGAUGAGAAUCUGUUUUCCGUGUUUUAUACUCUGCUGUCAUAUUCGUGUAUUUACUGCUGUGUACAAUUGCAUUUUCUCGCUUCUUGAGCAC